Molecule: messenger RNA, 870 nt
Organism: Populus nigra (black poplar)
Lineage: Eukaryota; Viridiplantae; Streptophyta; Magnoliopsida; Malpighiales; Salicaceae
Product: ubiquitin-conjugating enzyme E2 7
Exons: 6
Coding region: 210-713 (167 amino acids)
Biological process (GO): protein polyubiquitination; ubiquitin-dependent protein catabolic process
Molecular function (GO): ubiquitin conjugating enzyme activity
Source: RefSeq, a predicted model, not a curated record
AUCCAACUUGUGAAGUCAAAAUCUCCUUGCUCAUCUCCUCCUCUCCUCCUCUCCUCUACAUAAAUAAAUAAUUAAAUAACUAAAACCCCAUACCCGCAUUCCUAAACCAAAUAGAUUUACACUUCACUCCUCUCAUUUUUCUAUUUUUUUUCCCUCCCUUCUAUUACGGCCUUUCUCCCUAUCCGUAGCUCAAAUCAAAUAAAGAAUCAAUGGCCGCUUCUCAAGCUAGUCUUCUCCUGCAAAAGCAGCUGAGAGAUCUAUGCAAGAACCCAGUCGACGGAUUCUCUGCUGGUUUGAUUGAUGAAACCAACGUGUUUGAAUGGAGCGUUACAAUUAUAGGCCCCCCCGAUACCUUAUAUGAAGGGGGUUUCUUCAAUGCCAUCAUGAGCUUUCCACAGAAUUAUCCAGUCAGUCCUCCAACUGUCAGGUUUACCUCGGAGGUGUGGCAUCCAAAUGUUUACCCUGAUGGAAAAGUUUGCAUAUCAAUUCUUCAUCCACCUGGUGACGACCCAAAUGGCUAUGAGCUUGCAACUGAGCGCUGGAGUCCAGUUCAUACAGUUGAAAGCAUUGUUUUGAGCAUCAUAUCAAUGCUUUCUAGUCCUAAUGACGAGUCUCCUGCAAAUGUUGAUGCUGCGAAACAAUGGAGAGAGAACAGGGAUGAGUUCAAGAAGAAAGUAAGCCGAUGCGUGAGGAAGUCGCAAGAAAUGAUGUAAUGCUGCAGCGCUUCUGGUGUCUGUAUUCAAGAGAGACAAGCAAUGUACCUUGUAGAAUUCCGUUCACCUUUUGUUCUCAAUCCAUUAUAACCAAACUCUUUGUGCACAUGUUUUGAGUGACAAUCAUCGGUCUUAGAUAUUCAUGUUUUGGUUUAAA